UUCGAGCCGGGCGUCAGUGACUUCGCGUCCGCCGGUCCGACCGGAUCCUCUCCGAAAGGUGCGCGUGUCUUCUCCUGCAGCGUGACUGCAACUGUUGGGAGAUCGCACGCGACGUUACUUCCGAGUUGGAUCGCGCUGUCGAGUGCCGUCCUGGGAAAUUGCUGUACCGCUCGAGGUACAAAUUGUCGAGUUUAUUCAGGAUUACAUCGGACUACCGGAUAGUCCAUAGGAUCCAGUGCUCUCACGGCGUCUCCUUCGUGCGUGACCACCGCGAUGCUGCGCGACCUCCGCCGAGGUGUCUGAGGGAUCUCCCUGCGGGACCGCUCUCCGCGUGCAUCUCCCUCGCCACAUCCACACGCGGGAUACGGUAGGUCCUGUUCGGAGGCUACCAGGAUGCGGCUCGGACCCAGUUAUCGAGGCGUCCGCGGAGGCACCCCGUGGCCCGCGCGUCCUGGCAUAAGGCAAUAAAAGCGGCCGCGCCACACGAGAUGCACCUUCGCCAGGCUCGCGUAAGAAACGGCGAAAGAAAGCCGGCCGCACACCGGUAAAUCAUAAACGCCACGGGGAUCGAACCGCGGGAGAUAACUGCCUUCGCGUAAGAGAGAGAAACAGAGAGAAAGAGAGGCAGAAAGGAGCGGCGGUUAGUCGGAGCGGGAUCCAUCGCUCGAUCCCCAUCGUAUCCAUCGAGUCCAUCCAUCCUCGAGCACGGGAACGAAGCGAGCCCGGAAAUUUGGAACCCGUCGUCACCGUCGUUCAUCACUGGGGCCAGGACGUCCGGAGGAUGUCUCAUUGACGUGCACGGAGAAAUAGAAGCUAAUUCUGAUCGAACUUCUCGCUCGAUUUGCCAUCGCGGUAUCCUCGAUACAGACUAAUAAUUUUUCCGGCAGGCAGCAAAUCGUGAGGAUAGAGGAAGAAAGGGGUUUGCGUGCACACAGGAUUCUUGGUCCAGCGAUCAUCACGGAUACCAAUAGUGGCUCACAAUAGCCACGCCACUCAGAAGAUGCGGCGGGUUGUCAGCUGAUAUAUCCUGGCGAAUCAUUACGAUAAUUUUUACCGUAACGCGCGUGCACGCGGGGGGUGCAACGCCUCGAUCGACGUGGACGAUCGCGAGGGAGAUGAUCGUCGCGCGUGCGAAAAGUGUGACGCGGAAAGUGGCAGACGCGCGAGCGGACCGACGUCGACUGUCUUGACGGUGCCGCCGAGUCCGAGGAACGAUCGGUCGGCUCGUUCGACGCGGUGCCUCGUCGACGGUGUUUCGUGAUCCUCGAUCUCACUGCGCGCUGUUGCUCCGAGCAACAGUUCAGUGGCUAGUGAACGGAGUUUCGCGUGUCGGCAUUAAUAUUCGUCGCAGCUCGACGCGUCGCUCGAUGAAGAGAGAAAUUCGACCAUUGUUCGAGAAACGCGCAAAAAUUGCUUCGUGUUCAAUCGAGGCAAAUCGGUGCGGCACUCGCGGAGCGGAAAUAACUCGGCGGGAUUAAUGCUGGGAUCGUCGCGCAGCGAAGCGGAAAGUGACGGCCGCCGAGCCGGGCGCAGUGACACAAUUGAAGAAGAAAGUGCCCGACUAUCCCGAGUUCGCCAACCCGUUAUUAAGCGGUAAUGAACAGGUGCCGAGAAGAGAGGACAGGCGCCCUCGAAAGUGAGCGUCGAGCUUGCUCCACCACCGCGAGAGUCAAAUGACGCCGCGUCCUGCAGAGCAUGACUUGCGUCUGAAACUGAAGCGAGUUCGAUCGCGUCGCGUCGCAUCAUCCCUUCGGUGACCCUGGACUGCGCGUUCCUGGCUCCAUGCACUCGGAAACGACCCGCGAAGCGACGUUGUUCCGGGACGCGUGACACCAUGUCGUCGAACGGCGAAUUCUCGACGGUGUCCAGCGAGGAGAUACCCUCGCUGCCGAAGUCCCUGCCGAGCUCGAGGGAGGCGACCGCCGAGGGUGGUUCCGGCUCGGGCUCCGGCGGGUACAUGCCGCUGCGGGAGUUCCUGGACCGAUUCUCGUUACCGCGAGUCGUCAGGCUCGAAGGAACCGGCGGCAGGCCGGUGCUCCUGUACAAGCAGCAACAGCGAUCGCUGAGAGUCACGGCGAGCCUGCUGGUGCACCGGUACCGCCACGACGUCAAGGUGGGACCGGAAAUCGUCAUCCCGGAGGGUUAUCCAGGAUGGUUCUCUGUGAUAUCUGGCAACAACACGACCGGCAGCGCACGCGUCCACCGGAGAGUGGACUCUUUGGUGAAGACAGGGGUACCCGCGUUUCUACUGGCGACACCUUUGAGGGCUUACACCCUGACGCACUCGAAAAUGGAGAACGGAAACCUACGAGCCCACUACACGAAGACGACGAUCAGAGCCGGCGAGAUACUGCGGCUCGUCGCGGUCUUCCAGGACACGCGGAGAUGCAGCUCGGUCUCCUUCGGGAUCUCCGGUGGGUGCCCCGAGAAGGAUCAGUACGCGCAGUGCAUCGAUCUUCACGGGCGAGAGGUGUUCGCGUCGCUGUCGACCAGGGGCGAGUUUUACGCGAUCUGCCAGAACGGCAACGUCGACACCGAGAGCGACGCGGUGCUCUACAAGGUCCACCAUCUCGCCAAGAGGCAGCUGCCUCUCAGAGUGCGGUUGAUAGCGGGCCCAUUGCCCGUACCCUUGCCGAAGGAGUAUGGUGGCCUGAUGCAGUUGGAGACGUCGACACGCGGUCCGAUAGUCUUGGGCUGCAUCGUGCCGGAGAGACCGGUGCACAAUCCGGAAAUGCUCGAGCUGGUCGUGUCCGGUAACGGAGCGCCGAGGGUUCGAAGGGCCCGACUGGGUUAUCCUUCGGAAGCGAGACUGCUGGCUUCCCCGAAAAUGCAGCGAUUACUGUCGGCGUGCAGCCGAGCGGUCGGCGACCGCGCUACGGAACCGCGAGUGGCACCCAUGAAGCUGCACUCACCAAGUGCCGGGGACAGCCUGAAGGAGAUGCACCUGAAGAAGAUCAAGCCGAAGGCAGAGACCAAGCCGAUCCUGCAGAGCCUGAAGGACGGGCUGGAGCACCUAAAGCGGAGCGGCGCGAGGGAGCGGAAUCACGCGAAGCCAAGCACCGGCAAUGGCAUCCUCGAGAGGAUCUCCAAGCUCGCUCAGGGUAACCGGGAUCGCAACCCCGCGAAGAAGUCGGCCUCGUUCACGUUCGCGGUGAGGCCGGAGAUAGCCAUGCGGUCUCAGGAGCGUUACUCCAGCCUCGAGCCGGAAGCUAUCUCCCAUCAGACGCGCAAUCAGGCCCAAAACGCUAAGCAGCCGGUGCAGAGGUCCGUGUCGACCAGCGUGCUGGAGAUACCGGCGUGCGUCGAGUUGCAGCCCAACUAUUCCCGGGUGCGUGACAGUCUGACGCCGCUGCCAUCGCCGCCGAAGCUGGUCAGGACCGACAACAAGAGCGGAGAGGAGAUCUACGCGGAGAUCUGCGACACGGCGGCGGCGACGGCGAAGCAGAAGUGCCCCGGAAGCCACGUGAUGGCGCGGAUCAGGAUCGUCGUGCAGGACAACGAGCCGUUCGCGGGGGCGCGGACGAUGUUCGGCAACGAUAGAUACGCGAACUCGAUGGUGAUGAGCGAGCAGAUCGACUCGAUCAUCAGUACGGAGGACGAGGUGAUCUACAACACCGUGUUCUGAAAGGGACAUAAAAGAUCGUCGAGUUAACGUACAAAUCGUUAACGAUCGUACAGAGACUUGAUCGAGUAGCUCUGGAGACAGCGAAAUACUUAAAGUGAAACUCUUAAAGUCUAGGGCAAACCGGCUGUGUUUAUCGAUCGACUUUCAAUCCGUUGUGUAUUUGCAGAGUAGCAUAUUGUAGUAUAUUACACGAGGGCGCAUCUCGAGGGAUGAAACACGUUUUAAAGCGUCUUUGUAGAGAAAACUACAGAACCAUCUUCUGUACAUACCUCUGCCAUAAAUUUAAGUAAUGUACUAACAAUAUUCUCUCGCGAUAAGAAAAAAACGAAACGCAUGUCAGAGAUACGUAUCUUAGGCCGACGAACCGCUCAAAUUGAUUGUACGAGUACAAGUGUAGCAUGCGUCGAAAUAAAAUUGAUUUCAUGUUUGUUA
This is a messenger RNA of Ooceraea biroi (clonal raider ant), 4057 nucleotides long. RefSeq lists its product as uncharacterized. The record is from RefSeq and is a predicted model, not a curated record. NCBI's taxonomy places the organism in Eukaryota, Metazoa, Arthropoda, Insecta, Hymenoptera, Formicidae.